ACACUGUCGAGCCCUGACCUAGGAAAGAAGCUAGGAAGGGAGACCACAACCCAUUCACGCAGCACCUAACAACGGCAUUUUCCGAUCAAAGACAACCUUAUACCCCGCAAACCGGCACGGCGCGCCGAAGCCGCCCCAGGGUCUCCGAUGAUGAGCGAACCACAGAGCAACCAGCAGAACAACCAGAACCGACAACAGCAGCCGCCGCCCAAGUCGCCGUCACUUGUGUCGCCGCGCGGGAUGCAAAGCAUGGCGAGGCCGCCGAUUCUGCAGUCGAUGCCCGACACGCGACAGCAGUCGUUCGAGGAGAUCUACGGGCCGCCUGAAAACUUUCUUGAGAUUGAGGUCCGCAACCCCCGCACCCACGGCAUGGGCCGCAACAUGUACACGGACUACGAGAUAGUAUGCCGGACCAAUAUCCCGGCCUUCAAGCUGCGACAGAGCACAGUGCGGCGGCGGUACAGCGAUUUCGAGUACUUCCGCGACAUCCUCGAGCGCGAGAGCGCGCGCGUUACGAUCCCGCCGCUCCCCGGAAAGGUGUUUACGAACCGCUUCAGCGACGACGUCAUCGAGGGCCGCCGUGCAGGGCUAGAGAAGUUUUUAAAGAUUGUGGUGGGGCAUCCGCUGUUGCAGACGGGGAGCAAGGUGUUGGCCGCUUUUGUGCAGGACCCCAACUGGGACCGCAACGCCUGGUGACUUCGUUUAUUCGACUCGUGGACCAACGGGUCGAAGCCUGGCCGAAUCUCACGGAAGCUGCAGAAACGGCCGCCGAGGAACCUUCUACUAUCUGAAACGCAGCUGAACAAGGUAUCACAACUAGCA
Molecule: messenger RNA, 822 nt
Organism: Pseudomassariella vexata
Lineage: Eukaryota; Fungi; Ascomycota; Sordariomycetes; Amphisphaeriales; Pseudomassariaceae
Product: Phox homologous domain-containing protein
Exons: 3
Coding region: 148-696 (182 amino acids)
Biological process (GO): endocytic recycling; late endosome to Golgi transport
Cellular component (GO): early endosome membrane; retromer complex
Molecular function (GO): phosphatidylinositol-3-phosphate binding
Source: RefSeq, a predicted model, not a curated record